GAUAGAUGGGCUCGCGAGCGGCGCCGCGGCCCGUGACCACUCACAGCCCGCUACGUCACAGGGCUGGAAUGUGGUGACGACUGCUACUGGUGGUUUGCAGAAGGCCUGUUAGUGUGUGACAAACUCGGGAUCCACGAGAAAAUGAGACUGAAUGACAGAAGAGUGGCUACGUAAAAAGAAGUCGUGACAUGUCCGGCCCCACCUGGCUCCCGCCCAGGACCCUGGACCCCGCCGAGCAGACCGGCCCCCCGAUGUCCCACGUCACCGCAGCAGGGGGCGACAUCUACCGGCUCCCCAACAAGAAGGGCCCCCCCGGCCACCCGGCCCGGCCCAAGUACAACCUCUACGAGCAGAACGGGGACGGUGGAGGAGGAGGAGGAGGAGGUGGAGGAGGUGGUGGUGGAGUAGCCACCAGAUACAUGGCAACUGGGCCCACAGGGGGAGCUGCUCAUCAGUCAUCCAGUGACCACUACUACCCUCCUCCUCCCCCCCACGGCCCGAAAGAAGACCGCAGCUGGAGCCCCCACAUGGAUGGCUACGGGCCAGGGUAGGGGGCUGCGCGAUAAUGAAAGCUUCAGCC
Molecule: messenger RNA, 580 nt
Organism: Gadus macrocephalus (Pacific cod)
Lineage: Eukaryota; Metazoa; Chordata; Actinopteri; Gadiformes; Gadidae
Product: POU domain, class 4, transcription factor 2-like
Exons: 4
Coding region: 189-551 (120 amino acids)
Source: RefSeq, a predicted model, not a curated record